CACCACCGCCACACCUCCUCCACCACCUCCUGCACCACCGCCACACCUCCUGCACCACAGCCAGACCUCCUGCACCACAGCCAGAGGAUAAUAUAUGACUUAUGAUACAAGAUGCAGUGCGUUAUCGACCAAUAUGUCAAGGAAGUGACCGACUUCAGUUCCCAAUAUGGCAGCGAUGGCUCCAUAUCCUAUGUGGCGAACAAUAUCAUCGGCAAACCAACUCUUUACCCGGAAUAUGGCGACUUCUCUUCAGCUUACUGCUUGAGGACUUAUGGUCGAUGGUGGAACAAAUGUGAUUCGUCUUCCACCCCUAUUGACGACCCUCGACCUAUGUUGCCUCCCACUGUUGACUUUAUUGAUGUGAAAUACGAGCACCCAGUAUACCCGAUCCGUGUGGAUAUCUACGAGACAUACCACCCGGGCAGUGUAGUGAGGAUAUGGGGGUCACUGGAGGGUCAUGCCUGGGUGCUCCUCUGGGCUGGUGAACCACAGUCUGGACUCAAGGGUGAAGCAAGGAUUUUUUCUCCGCCUUUAAUGCAUACAUCUCGUCUUGUGAAUUUACUAAGGAUAGAGUUCGACCAGCUCGGCCAGACGUACUACUCAGCCCUGGAUGCUAUUGUGCUAGUUGGGUCGACACAUACUGCUAGCAGGACCCAAGUGGCCAGUCUUGAUACUAUUACUUCCCAGGUUAUAAAACUUGGUCUACAUACUGCCAGGUGCGAGGAAGACAUCUUGGCUGGUGUCCGAUUUCUCUUAUCCGAAGAAAAUGUACAGAGGCUAUUGGCUGAAGCAAAGGAGGCGGAUGAGCCAAUCAGGGAGGAGAAGGCUGAUCUGAUGGAUGCACGGAUGGUGGAGGAUUGUCCAAGCAAGACCCUAACUCUGGUGGAUGUCUGUGAGGCGCCGGAUGCUCUGGAUGAUGGUGGAACAAAUGGAGGUUAUUUUGAUCUGUUGCCGGAGGAACUCAUACUGUACAUUCUACGCCACCUGGACCUGAGAACGCUGUGCCGCCUCUCACUCACCUGUCGACUCCUCCACCGCUACACCUCUGAGCCUUGUUUAUAUAUGAACCUGAACCUUAAGAACUGUUGGUGGCUGGUCAACAACACCACCCUAGAAUACCUCUCUGGGCGGUGUUCCCUCCUCCAGGCACUAGACCUCUCCUGGUGUGGACCUUAUGAUGCUCUACACACAGUCUAUUACACCCCACAGAACUGUUGGUGGCUGGUCAACAACACCACCCUAGAAUACCUCUCUGGGCGGUGUUCCCUCCUCCAGGCACUAGACCUCUCCUGGUGUGGACCUUAUGAUGCUCUACACACUCACACCUUCAUGGAGUUCAUACACUCUUCUGGUCGACAGCUGACGACUUUAAGGCUAAAUAAUUGUCAUUUUAUUGAUAAUUAUUGUUUGUAUAUGAUUGCUAAUGUCUGCUUGAGUCUUGAAGAGUUAAGUAUGGCUAACUGCAUUAAGGUUGACCAUCUGGGCUUCGGUGAGCUGAAGAAAGCCUGGGCACUGUGCAGGUUGGACCUCUCACGGACGCGCAUAGAUUUCCACACCUUGCAACUUCUUCUGCAACAUGCUGGCCAACUGCGACACCUGAGCUUAAAUAACUGCACACAGCUGGAUAUGGAUGAGGUGGCCCUAACCCUGGCCACGUUCAACAAGGGCCUGGUGUCUCUGACCGCCUGGAAGACUCAUGGCAUCACUAAUCGUGGCCUCAGAGCCUUAGCUUGUAUCCCUACCCUACAGGACCUGGACCUGGGCUGGGCGUUAUCAGGAGGCAUCACAGAGGGUCUGGGUGAUCUAGCCAGAGGUUGCAAGGAUCUCAAGAGGCUCUACCUCACAGCCCUGCGGACACUGACUGAUCAUGAUCUGCACCAGCUGAUAACUCACUCACACGGCCUUACCCAGCUGGAUAUUAUGGGCACUAGAAAUGUCACUCCUGAUACUGUCUACAGACUACUCCAGACGUGCCCACAACUUGAACUACUUGAUGUGAGUUUUUGUGAGCAGAUUCACUCUACUUUAGUUCACCAAUGGGUGGCUCAGUUCCCUGCUGUGUCCAUCAAGGGCGGGCUGUUUCACCAAGUCCGCAUAGUGUGAGGUGACGGCGCAGAGUGUGAGGUGACGGCGCAUAGUGUGAGGUGAUGACGCGUGCUAUAACAACUACAGUGACUGGAUAAUGAUGGUGAUGAUGAUGUUAAAUGCAGGAUAAUCAUCUUCACUACACCAUCAUAGACUACAUAAGACACCAUUAGUAUGUGAUACUUAUGUAUAUAUGUGUGUGUGUGUGUGCGUAUAGUGUGUGUUUAAUAGUGUGUGUGUGUGUGUGCGCAAGAAAGGUGUACUAGUCAUUGUGUGUAAGUGGUGUGUGUGUGUGUAUGUAAGUAAUUAAGUAGUAAGUGGCUGUUAAGUGAGUAAUUAAGUUAGUUUUAAGCAAUUUAAUAUUUUGUAAUUACUGUAUUUGUUACCUGAAGAUAAAAGUAUAUAUUGUGUAAUUAUA
Molecule: messenger RNA, 2503 nt
Organism: Homarus americanus (American lobster)
Lineage: Eukaryota; Metazoa; Arthropoda; Malacostraca; Decapoda; Nephropidae
Gene: Fbxl4
Product: F-box/LRR-repeat protein 4-like
Exons: 13
Coding region: 112-2103 (663 amino acids)
Biological process (GO): SCF-dependent proteasomal ubiquitin-dependent protein catabolic process
Cellular component (GO): SCF ubiquitin ligase complex
Molecular function (GO): protein binding
Source: RefSeq, a predicted model, not a curated record